Molecule: messenger RNA, 2510 nt
Organism: Hevea brasiliensis (rubber tree)
Lineage: Eukaryota; Viridiplantae; Streptophyta; Magnoliopsida; Malpighiales; Euphorbiaceae
Product: protein CHUP1, chloroplastic
Exons: 8
Coding region: 570-2216 (548 amino acids)
Biological process (GO): chloroplast organization
Cellular component (GO): chloroplast outer membrane
Source: RefSeq, a predicted model, not a curated record
ACUUCGUCGCUUCCCUUUCCCUCCCUACAACUCUAUUAUCUAUCGCUCUGCCUGCCAAUACUAUUCCAAUUCCAAGUAAAUGGAUUGAUCAAUAAGACGAACAACGCAUCUGGGAGGAGGAAUCAUCCAUCAUCUCCAUAAUCAGGUGGGGGUGCUUGACCCAGCGAUCCUUUGUGGGUUAGCAUGAGAAAGAUGAUAUAAGUUCUGUAUUUUUCUUCCAUGGACAGAUAAAGCAGCAGGCAGUCAAUGCUCAAACACAGUGCCCCACGGGUUUCUCUAGUCAGUCAGAGGAUUGUCAGAAAAUGUGAGCUCCAUUAUAAAUUUAUCGUGUGAAGUCUACUGUCCACCGCACUGAGCCGGCCAUAUGUUGUAAUUUAACGAUCACUUUUUUAUUCUACUUUUGAUUCUUGAGACGACACAAAAUCCACUAGAAAUGCAAAUUUCCAAUCUUUCUCCUCAUUCUUGCCCAGAUUAAUGGCGCGGCUUUGUUAUCCUCAUUGAAGCCAUGCUCCUCUCAGAGACGCCACCAACAGGCAACAGCUACAAAAUUAGACUUCAAACGCACCGUCAUGUCACACCCCACCACUACCCCAUCUCGCUUCAGAGUCAAUUCUAAAGCCAAGGACUCGCCAAAACCAGAGCUCGCUAAUGGGUCACUGUCACCAGCCAAUCAAGCAAGAGCAAAAUCUGUACCCCCAGAUGUAAAGAAACACUCCAAGAUGAAGAGGUCUCUGCUGCUGAACAAACCCAAAUCUGGAGAGGAUGUGAUAGGAUCUCAAAAGGCUAGGGACAACGAGGAUGUUAGAGUGGUGGCUCGCUCUGUGAAUCGCCCAGUUGUCGAGCAAUUUGCUAGGCCAAGGCGGCAGCGGCCUGUGGAUUCUACUGCUACUAGAAAUGAACAAGAGACCACAAAGGAAUUGCGGGAGAGGCUUGAAUUGAAAGAGAGUUUGGUUAAGGAUUUGCAGUCAGAAGUUUCGGCUUUGAAGGUGGAGCUGGAUAAGGCGCAUAGCUUGAAUAAAGAGCUAGAGUGGCAGAACAAGAAGCUGGCGCUGGAUCUUUCGGCUGCUGAGGCCAAGAUUGCAGCUUUUAACACUCGUGACCAGGAGUCAAAUGGAGAGUACAAGAGCCCUAAAUUUAAGGACAUUCAGAAACUCAUUGCAAACAAAUUGGAACAUUCAACAGCUAAAAAGGAGGCAUACAAUGAGCCAACGGCACUCAAAGCGCCGGUUCCACCACCACCACCACCACCUGUCAAUCUGCUUCCCAAAGCUGCCAAUGCUGAAAGAAAGUCUCCAUGUUGUCCUUCCUUGCCGCCGCCACCACCACCACCACUCCCAAUGCGGCCACUAGUCAGAGCGGCCUCUGCUCCAAAAACUUCUGUAAUUGUAGAAUUCUAUCACUCCUUGAGAAAGCAAGAGGAGAAGAGAGAUAUUCCAGGACCAGGGAAUCAGUAUAAACCGGCCGUGACAAGUGCACACAGGAGCAUAGUUGGAGAGAUUCAAAAUCGUUCAGCUCAUCUGUUAGCUAUAAAAGCUGAUGUCCAAACAAAAGGUAAUUUCAUCAAUGGACUUAUCCAAAAAGUAUUAGCUGUGGCAUAUACAGAUAUUGAAGAUGUCCUUAAAUUUGUGGAUUGGCUUGACGGUGAACUCUCAACAUUGGCUGAUGAGCGGGCUGUGUUAAAGCAUUUCAAUUGGCCAGAGAAGAAAGCUGAUGCCAUUAGAGAAGCGGCUAUUGAGUAUCGUGCACUGAAACUAUUAGAAAGUGAGAUAUGUUCCUUUAAAGAUGAUACUGACAUUCCAUGUGGAACUGCCUUGAAAAAGAUGGCUGUCUUGCUUGACAAGUCUGAGCGAAGCAUUGGAAGGCUGACCAAACUUCGAAACUCAGUUUUGCGUUCUUAUGAGGAUUGGAAAAUUCCAACAAAUUGGAUGCUUGAUUCUGGAAUAGUGAGCAAGAUCAAGCAUGCUUCUAUGAAGCUGGCGAAGAUGUACAUGAGGAGAGUGAUAAUGGAGCUUGAAUUGGCCCGAAAUUCAGAUAGGGAAUCCAAUCAAGAAGCAUUGGUCCUUCAAGGUGUGCACUUUGCAUAUAGGGCACAUCAGGUGCAGUUUGCUGGGGGUCUUGAUUCAGAAACGUUAUGCGCUUUUGAAGAGAUAAGAAGGCGAGUUCCAGGACACCUAGGAGGAUCUCGAGAGCUAUUAUCUGCUGUAGCAUCAUCAUGACAAGGCAGAUAGCAGAUAAGAUGAACUUCUUUUAGAGGCAGUUUAGAUUUUUGUAAGGAUGUCUGUGAUUAAGCAUUUGUUUAAUUAUUUCAUUGUUUUUUUCCUCUUUUUUUUUUUUUUGAAUGGCUGUGUGGGGAUAGAGAUGUAGGUGAUAUUGCUACGUGCAUUUACGUUGAUGUAAUAAAAACUGUAGAUUGAAAGAGAAUGUAGAAUACUAGUCAGAAUUUGGAAGUCUUUGUUUAGCUGUACAAGAUUUCAUGCAAUGAUUUAUAAUAAGCUGAAGCUUGAAACAAA